CUAAUUGUAACUUCCGGGAAAACGCCAUUUUAAACGUUUUGGUUCUCUCAUAAACAGAUAAACAAGACUUUUAUUAUUCGGAAAAGAAAAGAAUGGCCACUGUACCUGGGAAUUUACCCCGUCGAAUCAUAAAGGAGACACAGAGAUUGAUGACAGAGCCAGUACAGGGUAUUAAGGCAAUUCCAGAUGAAUGUAAUGCAAGAUAUUUUAAAGUAGUAGUUGAUGGUCCAAAAGAGUCUCCCUAUGAAAAUGGUACAUUUCAAUUAGAAUUGUUUUUACCAGAAGAAUAUCCAAUGUCAGCACCGAAAGUUAGAUUUAUGACUAAAAUAUAUCAUCCUAAUAUAGAUAAACUUGGCAGAAUAUGUCUAGAUAUAUUAAAAGAUAAAUGGAGUCCUGCAUUACAGAUAAGAACUGUUCUAUUAUCAAUACAAGCUUUAUUAAGUGCACCUAAUCCAGAUGAUCCCUUAGCAAAUGAUGUAGCAGAAGAAUGGAAAACAAAUGAAGCACAGGCUAUAGAGAGAGCCCGAGCAUGGACAAGAACCUAUGCCAGUUCGGACAAAUAGAAUAAAAUCUAAAAGAUAGUGAAGAAAAACUACAAUUAAGUGCUACAUAUGUGAUAAAAACAGUGUCAUCACUUACCAUUAUCACUCUAUAUCUGUGGAAAUAUUUAAAGAUUCCUAUCAUCUGAAGAUUCCAUUCACUUAAAAAUAAGAAUGUGUGUAUUUGUAGAUAUUUUAACAGUGGUGUAAUUCCACAUGUGUAAUUCAUUGCAUUGCAGCCUUAUUACAUAAACAUUUUAAAUGAAGCAUAGAUAGAAUAUUUUCACUUCUCCUAUAUUCGUCUUCCCUAGACACAUUUGUUAUUUGGGAUAAAUUUAGUUUUGUGCUAUACCUAUUUUUUAUGGAACUUUUACCCAAAGAAACAGUUUUUUUUUCUGAUUACUGUUGGUGAAUUUAAGCCCUCUUGCUUCUUUUGAAAUUAUGAGAAAGGCCAUAGCAUUAAACUAUUGAACAAUGCUAUGUUUUCUUUUAAUUUGUCAUCCCAAAUUGUUAAUGCAAAACACAAGAAACUUUUCACAAAGUAAUGAUCCAAAUCAGACCAAGCAUAUGUUCAUUUUGGUCGUAAUCAAGUGUUUUAUUUUUGCUCUAAUAGGGAAUUUAUUUAACCAUUACAACCAAAACAUGUUUUCUGAUUUGUCUGAACUUUAAAAAGAGUUGUAGUCUUGAUAAUAUCUGAAUCCGCUUAAGGUUUAAAGUUGGCAUCGAAAAAUAGUUGUUACUCUGGAACCAAUCAUUCAUCCAUGGUGAUACAAAUAUGAUCAUUAUGGUACAUAAACAACUGCAAUAAUCUGUGGUCAUAGUAUGGUAUGGUUGUGUCCUCAUUUUUGUCGUCUUGCUUGUUGUAUUACGUCUGUAGACACAAUGUUUUUCACAAUAAAUUUGCUUAUAGUUGAUCCUCUUGACAUUUUGGCAUGAUUUACCUUGUGCAAAAGAAAGGCCGAUUUGGUCUCUUGUAAAAAGUUGACUCAUUGGCAAUCAUACCACAUCUUCUUAUUUUUAUAUGAUAUUGCUUUUUGGAGAAUUGGGAUCCUCCUAUUCCUGAAAAUGGACAAAAGGGUCUCAAAACAGUGUUUUCACCAGUUUUAAAGUUACAUUCAUUUUCCUUUGUUCUUGAUGAAUAUUAUUCUUUGUUUUCUUUACUGCCUCUCAGUUCUAGGGAAUGUCAACUGAUUUUCUUGUAACAUUCAUUUAUGGUUACUUAGAUAUAAGAGACACUAGAAGGGUCAAGGCAAAACAAAUCAACACAGUACCCUACCAAUUUGUUAAGUAUCAGCAGAACCAAUUGCAAUUUAUACUUUUCACCUCUUUCUAAAUAGAAACAACAGUAUUCUUAUCAUUUGAAUGAAAUGUUACAAUAAUUUGAGUGUUUUCAUAUUCGUACCUCACAUGAUCUUUACUUUGACUUAAUUUAAGAUGAACAAUGUAUUAUAUAUAAAUUUACAUUAUAUGUUUAUUUAUUUUGCUAAAAAAUUGGUUUCCUUGGCAAGUAUACAAAAAUAAAAUCCAUCAUGGGUUUCAUAUGUUUUCCCUGAAUGAUUUACCAUUUUUUUUUGGUUUGUUUUUUUGUUUCUUAGAAAAGGCAUUUAAACCUCCUAGAGAAGAAAGGACAGAUCAAAUAUAGAUAAUUUGAAAUUUCAACAUUAUUCAGAUAAAUAGUCUUUUUUAACUUUGAGCAAUUUUAUGAUUAUUUAAGGUAAAGGCCCUUGUAGUCACUGGCUUUGUUAGCUAUAUUUUAGCCAUCAGCUAUACUAGGCACAACAUAGUGCAGUGAAAUGAACAUUCUUUAGAUUCUAUCCAUGCCCAUGUCAAGAAUAUACCCAUAUAUUCAAGUUACAAAUGAUGUAUAUUAUACUUUAAGUGGUCAAGAAAAAACAUUUUAUUAAAAUUCCACAAUUUAAA
Mytilus californianus (California mussel) is the source of this 2459-nucleotide messenger RNA. Its product is annotated as ubiquitin-conjugating enzyme E2 N-like. Gene Ontology annotation, cellular component: nucleus. Bases 93 to 563 code for a protein of 156 amino acids. Gene Ontology annotation, molecular function: ubiquitin conjugating enzyme activity. Gene Ontology annotation, biological process: protein K63-linked ubiquitination; DNA damage tolerance. The transcript has 5 exons. NCBI's taxonomy places the organism in Eukaryota, Metazoa, Mollusca, Bivalvia, Mytilida, Mytilidae. The record is from RefSeq and is a predicted model, not a curated record.